This is a messenger RNA of Neoarius graeffei (lesser salmon catfish), 3210 nucleotides long. RefSeq names its product lectin, galactoside-binding-like b (gene lgalslb). The coding region runs from base 204 to 743 and encodes 179 amino acids. The transcript is spliced from 5 exons. Gene Ontology annotation, molecular function: carbohydrate binding. The record is from RefSeq and is a predicted model, not a curated record. NCBI's taxonomy places the organism in Eukaryota, Metazoa, Chordata, Actinopteri, Siluriformes, Ariidae.
CGGUGCGGUGCGGUGCGGUGUGAGGAAUGAGAGUCGAGCUUUUGUGUCCUGUCUCUCAUCAGAUGAGUCCCGGUGACUGAGUCCCGGUGAUUGGGUCUCCCGGUGAUUGGGUCUCUGCUGUACCAGUCCACGGUGAGAACGCAGGCGCGCGCCGCUCUCACAUUCCUGCGCUGCUAUAAGCAUCCUAUGGUCUUCUGCACAAGAUGGCGGAACCGAGCACGGAAAAGGACGCGGUAGCAACCGAGGAUGAUCAUCUAAACAACUCAUUAGGAGAGCCAGGCUUGAUCUCCCCUGACAAAGAGGAUAUCUCACGAAUCCUGACAGUGCCGUUCAAAGGCCGGAUCAGAGGAGGGAUGAGGCCUGGGAAGAAAAUCAUAGUCAUGGGUAUCGUAGAUGCAGAGCCAAACAGCUUUGACGUUAGUCUGACCUGUAGCUGCAAUACAGAGGAGGAUGAGGAGGAGGUCACAGAUGUGGCCCUGAAACUUAGUGCCCGAUUUGCUGAACGGCAGUUCUUGAGAAAUGCAAGGGUUUCUGGGAAAUGGAGUGAAGAGGAAACAGCCAUUCCAUACUUCCCCUUCAUUCAGGACCAGCCAUUCAGGAUUGAGAUCCAUUGUGAACACCAGCGCUUUAGGAUCUUUGUCGAUGGACAUCAGCUGUUUGACUUUUAUCACAAAGUGAAGUCUUUGCUGACCAUUGAUAUGAUCAGGAUAGAUGGAAGUCUGCAAAUCACCAAGCUAGGUUAAUCCAACACACUGACGCACGUUCCAGAGAGGACUUCUGACAGGUGACCAAACCCACCUUUGUCUGGUGAUAUUUUUGAAGGCCUGAGAAGUUCUGCUCCAUCAAACACAUCAUGACCACCUACAUUUCUUCACUCUGUUCUUUCCUCCCCAUCCCAUUUUCUAGCUGCACUUCUUUAUAGGUUGAGCUGCAAUGUGAAUCUUUGCAAUGACAGCUAUGUGUGUCCAUAGGUGUAUAAAAUUAAACAAGCUUUGUUGCGUCGACUGUUUGAGGGACCUUGUGUAAUUGCUCAAUAAGGUACUAAAAAAUUAAGACACUCUGGCAAUUGCACACACACACUACAAGUCAAAAGUUUUAACACACCUAAUUCAUUAGUUUUUCUUUAUUUUCAUGAAUUAAAAGGCACUUCAUGUCUUAAAGUAAUGAUAGAUGUCGUUUUUCUUUACUUAGUUGAGUGGUUCUUGAUAUAAUAUGGAUUACGACAGUUGUGGAAUAGAGCUAUUUACUGUAUUUUUAUUAUUUACUAUUUACUGUUUGAUCUCAAACACAUUACGAAGGCAAGAAAUUGCACUAUUUAACAUUUGACGAGGGUGGCAUGGCGGUGUAGUGGUUAGCACUGUCGCCUCACAGCAAGAAGGUCCUGGGUUCGAGUCCAGUGGCUGAUGAGGGCCUUUCUGUGUGGAGUUUGCAUGUUCUCCCCGUGUUUGCGUGGGCUUCCUUCUGGGUGCUCCAGUUUCCCCCAAAGACAUGCAGGUUAGGCUAAUUGGUGGCUCUAAAUUGACCGUAGGUGUGAAUGGUUGUUUGUUUCUUUGUGUCAGCCCUGCGAUGACCUGGUGACUUGUCCAGGGUGUAACCCACCUCUCGCCCAUAGUCAGCUGGGAUAGGCUCCAGCUUGCCUGCAAUCCUGUAGAACAGGAUAAGCGGCUACAGAUAAUGGAUGGAUGGACAGAACUUUUGACGAGACACACCUGUUAAUUGAAAAGCAUUCCAGGUGACUACCUCAUGAAGCUGGUUAAGAUAAUGACAAUAGUGUGUAAAAUGUCAUGGUGGCUACUUUGAAGAGUCUAAAACAUGAACCAUAUUUUUAACACUUUUUUUUGUUUACCACAUAAUUCCAUACAUGUUCCAUAUGUCAUUUCAUAGUUUUGAUGUCUUCAGUAUUGUUCUGCAAUGUAGAAAACAGUCAAAAUACAGAAAAACCUACAACUGAGUAGGUGUGUCCAAACUUUUGACUGGUACUGUAAUAUUUUAUAUUAUGUGUGUGUGUGUGUGUGUGUGUACACAGACACACACAGGUACGCAUGAACAGAGUUAAUACAAAAUGUUGCAAAUUACAGUUGCAAAUAACAUUAUUUGAUUUACUACAGCCAAAGGCUUACACAAACUAAGAAUUUCAUGUAUUACCCGUGUCAGUGAUUACUGUUUUACUAACAGGCAACAACGAUUGUAAAAACAUUUAUGACUGACAGUAUGAAUAACUGCUGUUUAUUGCAACCAUUCUUUUUUCUGGGAUAAAUAUCUUGCACUGACCUAAUGUGGUACAUUGUGGAAUAGUUAGGUGUUUUAUUAAUGUCAUUGGAAAUGAUGACAGAAAUAACUGGUUUACAACAAGCCAUUGCAAAUCGUAACGAGCAGCCAGUGAUUUCCUCACUGAAAAUCCUUCAGUUUUUGGUCAAAGUAGCCCUUUUCAUUUUGUUUUGUCAUGUGUUGUACAUUUAUCUUGAAGAAAUUCACCUCAUGUUUACAACCUCUUUUAUUUGAGCUUAGUGAUGAUAAUAAUAAUGAUUGUAGUUAAAUAAAUUCUUCUUGGAAUGUAACAUGAUCUAUGCUGAUAACUUGGCUAAUAAGGAGGAAGAAGAUGAUGAAGCAGCUUUCAGUUGUCUUGACUAAUAUAUGCUGUUCCCCCAAACCUUUGUCAUUCAUUACAUAGCUACUUCCUGGACUGUAUGCCCGAGGGAUGGCCUCCUCUCAUGUGUCCUAUAUUUCUGUCAUCUAUUCAAGAUGUCUUUGUGAUUUCCUGCCUCUCCCUAGAACUUUUAGUACCAUGUUGGUUUCCCCCCAGAUGGAAGGGCUCACAACUGUUUCUUUAUUACCUUGCACCUGCUUACAUAGAGUUGGAACAUGAGGAUUAUGAUGAUUAUUAUUAGCACCACAUGCGAGUCAUUAAUUACAUCUCAUAAGCCCGAGCACUCUCUGAGGCCAAGUUUACAUUAGACCGUAUCUGUCUCGUUUUCUUCGUGGAUGCACUGUCCGUUUACAUUAAACCGCCUGGAAACGCCGGGAAACGGGAAUCUGCCAGGGUCCACGUAUUCAAUCCAGAUCGUGUCAGCUCCGGUGCUGUGUAAACAUUGAGAAUACGCGGAUACGCUGUGCUGAGCUCUAGCUAGCGUCGUCAUUGGACAACGUCACUGUGACAUCCACCUUCCUGAUUCGCUGGCGUUGGUCAUGUGACGCGACUGCUGAAAAACG